Vollenhovia emeryi is the source of this 460-nucleotide messenger RNA. RefSeq lists its product as uncharacterized. The coding region runs from base 86 to 448 and encodes 120 amino acids. The record is from RefSeq and is a predicted model, not a curated record. NCBI's taxonomy places the organism in Eukaryota, Metazoa, Arthropoda, Insecta, Hymenoptera, Formicidae. The transcript has 2 exons.
GGUAUCUGCGGCGCGGCGAGCUGCGGAAGGCGGCGGCGUCGGCGCCGACGGCGACGUUUUCAGGACGGUUAGUAGCGGCAGUGACAUGGGCAGGAGGAGAGCACCGCCGGCGCGGAUGAGGUCAUCGUAUGGUUUUUUAGCCGCGCCGCGCGCCGGCAGUCGCGACGCGGAGCGCCCGAACGCCGGCCGCUGGUGCACGCGUUCCCGCUGCCGCCGCCGCCACGCGUUAGUUAGCCGGUGGCGGAUCUCGCGAGCGUGCGGCGCGGGACUCGCGGGACCGUGCGCGAAUGAGUUCCCGAGUCUACACAACGAGAAAUGGAGGUUAUCGACGCGGCGAACUGUCGGCCGCGGAGUGAAAAGUGACAUCGGACAUCGUGCUCGCUCGUUGUCGAUCCACGACAGUCGACUGGGUGCAGGUGCAGGACCAAAAACUGUGAGUGGGUCCUAACGUUAGGAGGGU